AUGCAAUAAAAUAACAGUGCAAUUAAACACCUCAUUAAACCAUUUUCUUUUGAACUUCCCCAAUCCGAAUAAUUCAACCCACUACUUUUAGACAAUCUCAAUUGGGAUUACGUUCAGGCAAAUCUGGAUAUAGCUCAAUGUGGUCCAUUUCUCAAAAACUUUGUGCAAUCCAACUUCACCUCAGAUACUAUAAGAAACAUGGAAUUUCGACAAUUCAAGAAAAUGUUGGAGGUCUGCCAAUUCGCUAUGGAUUUCUAUACUCAAAAUCAAGAGUAAAAAGAAAUAGAAAUAGAUGAAAAGGUGCAAGUCUUGAGAAACAAACAGGAAUAAUUAGAGAAGCUGAAAGAAAUCGAAAAAUAACAUAUCGAUAAGUAAAAUACAAUUAAUAAGGAACUUGAACUCUUAAAGGCAGAAGCCAAGAAGGUCAAAGAACAAGCAGUCAAGAAUAUCAUAUUCAAAUGUCAUCAUUGUGACAAAUGUUAUACUUCCAAACAAGAAUUGCUCAAACACAUCGAUAACAAACAUGUGGAGAAGUAAAAGGAUGACAUAACUAAUCCAGAAUACUUGGGCUCGAUGUUAUAAUAGUUGUAAUAACAAUAAACUCAAUAAUAACAAUCAAUGGCGAACACACAACAAAGUUUCAUGAAACAGCAACAAUUUGGUAACACCAUGUAAUCCAUGCCUGAUCCCUUGAUGAUUGGAAGUGCUGGAUUUUAGCAAUUAAAGUAAUAACAAAUAGAGAAGAUGGAGCAAAAACAAAAGAGAAAGGAAGAAAGAAAAAUCAAAAGAGAAAACGAUAGAGAUGAGAGGUAAAAAAGAAUAUUGUAACAGGAAGAAUAAAUGAAGCAAUUCUAAAAUUAAAUGAAAGUCUUAAUUGAAUAGAAGGUAUAAGAGAUGGUUAAGUUGAACAAUAUGGUGGGAUCAUAACAACAAGCACAAAUCAUAUAAUAAAAAAAGUUGAUUGCUGAAUUGGAAGAGUUGAAAUAGAUGAGGUUUGUUCAAAAGGAGCAGAGCAUUAUUUAAUUGGAUCCGUAGUAAGUUAAUUAAUCUAAGAGCAAUGAUGAUGAAAAGAUCUUAAAUAUCAUCGACAAAGAAGUCAAUGAUUUAGACAUUUCAUAAUAGAGUCUGCAUUCACAGUAAUUGUCAAGGGAUCAAAAACUUCAGAUCAAUAAGAAUCAAAAGGCUGGAGAUCAAUCAGGGAUGAUGAGUUUCCACAAUUAUUCGUAUUCUUAAAAUUCACAAAAUAUGAUCAAUGUUAAAACAGAAAUGGGUAAGGCUCAUUAAAUCAAAAACAAUCAAUUAAAUGUAGCUGAAAUGGCACAUGUGGGCGAGAUAGAGAGUGACAAUGAAGUGUUGGAUCAGGAUGGCGAUGCUUCAUAUUUGAGACCAGUGAACAAGAAGAGUGAAGUUUAGCAAGCGGAAAUUGAAUUCAUUGAAGCCAUAAGGAAGAAGAAAAUCUUAAAGGAGGAUCCAUAGGAUGAUGAUGAUGAAGAUGAUCGUGACUUCGAUGAUUUACUGAACAAGGAAAAGCAAAAACUAUUGGGUCCCAAUACUGAGUCUCAGACUAAUAAAGAGUUGUUGGAAUCUUUAAAUAAGAUGUAAUAGCUGUCUAAAGACAAAUCUUGA
This is a messenger RNA of Paramecium tetraurelia, 1626 nucleotides long. RefSeq lists its product as uncharacterized. The record is from RefSeq and is a predicted model, not a curated record. NCBI's taxonomy places the organism in Eukaryota, Ciliophora, Oligohymenophorea, Peniculida, Parameciidae. The transcript has 2 exons.